GAAGUGUCCAGUGAAGAUGAAGUGUGGGAGGCGGUGCGGCGAUGGCUGGAUUACGACCGUGCUGAGCGACUGGCGCAGCUGCCCGCGGUGCUGCAGAGUGUCCGUGCUGUCUUCCUGAGCGAGCAGUGUCGACGGCAGUACAACGGGGCCUGGGAUAGUGCGGCGUCGGGAAUGGGCGGUGGGAGUGGGACGACGCUCAACAGCAGUCCGCGGCACGCCUUCGGCACGCAGGAAGUGUUGGUCUGCGUGGAAGACUGGAAGGGGUAUGAGCAGUGCAGUGCGGUGCAGGUGUUCAGCCCGUCCAUCCCGGCCGUGUGGCGCCAGACCGAUCUGCCGCUGCUGGUUGAGAAUGCCAAGGCCGUCGUGCUGGACGAUGGCCGGCUGAUGAUGAUCUGCUGCAUCCACGGCGUGAAGACGGUGCAGCGCGAUCGCCGCUACACCGGUUUAAUGGGUGGACCGCCGGUGCCACUGGCCGACCUGCAGCCCCGGCGUGGUGACGAGGCGGUGGCGCUCCUCAAUGGGCGUGUUUAUGUGGCCGGUGGGCAUGGUUACGCACCUUCAGUGCCAGUAGCGGUACUGUCGUCCGUCGACGCCUACGAUCCGAAGAGCAAUGCGUGGAGUACGCUGGCCCCGCUCCCUAUCGGCCUGAUUGACUUGGUGCUGGUGCCGUAUGACGGGCUGUUGUACGCCUUCGGUGGAGCAACCAUGGACCGACAGGCUAGCCGUGCAGCCUUUGCCUACGAUCCGACCGCUGACGACUGGAGCCGGCUGCCGGACAUGCCCACGGCACGCUCCUAUUGCGCGGCGUGUGUCGCGCCCGACGGGCUGAUCUACGUUGUGGGGGGAGACGCGGAGGACAGGAAGCCCUGCGUGCGCGUAGAGGCCUACGAUCCCAACAGCCGUCAGUGGCUGAGGAAAGGCGAUCUGGUCCAUCCGCGGCGGCAGCCGGCCUGUGCGUGUCUGGACGGGCAGCUGUACCGGUACGUCCUGGGUGGGAACGCGUUUUACAGUGGGCACGGUACGGACGAUAGGAGCGUGGAAGUGUACGAUGCCGCUGCAGACCGCUGGCUGCGGCACGCCUGCCGGCUGUCGGGCGACAUCGUGGGCUGCGGCGCUGUCACGAUGAAACUGAAACCGGCUUGACGCUGCACUACCCGGCGUCGCCGUCAUCCCGGGACGGGAAUGGGAAUGCGAUGAAUGUGAGCGUGAUGCGUGUCGGUGUGGAGCACGGGAGGAAGAAGGGGAUUCAGGAAAUGUACUGCUCCACGCGGUGGAUUCGUUUUUGCGGUGACAUUGCGGUUUGUUUUUUGCGGUGACAUCAUAUCCAUGUUGUGGAAGUUUUCUUAUGGUCUCUGUACUCUGCUCAGAGUUUUAAUGAAUCUGCUUCUUUUUUUUUUAUGAAUCCACGAGAAAUACAAUACAUGUAUGCGGGCAGAUGUUGUCCGAAUGAUCGCCUGUUGGUUAACAGUCGUCAGCAGUGCCUCAA
Messenger RNA from Paramacrobiotus metropolitanus, 1486 nucleotides. RefSeq names its product kelch-like protein 3. Gene Ontology annotation, molecular function: protein binding. Bases 172 to 1143 code for a protein of 323 amino acids. The transcript is spliced from 4 exons. The record is from RefSeq and is a predicted model, not a curated record. Lineage: Eukaryota; Metazoa; Tardigrada; Eutardigrada; Parachela; Macrobiotidae.